AUGGCGGCCCUCUCUAACGUCCUCCAAGCCAUAGUGGCCUUGCUAGUCGCGGCCAUUGUUGCGCCCACAGCCCACGCACAGCUCCUAGCUCCUAGCCCCACCAAGUACGCGCCCUGCGACGGCGGCAAGGAGGCGACGUGCGCCAGCACGGGCGCCGCCGCUGGCAAGCCCAUCUGCUGCGAGAGGCACAAGGCGGUGUGCGGCACGCGGCUGGACGGCGCCCCGCGCUGCGUCACCUGCCCGCAGUACUGCCCCGUGGACUGCAUGCCUGGCUACAAGUGCGGCGCCGACCCAGCAGACCCCAACCGCUGCUGGAAGUGCCUGCCCGACCCCGGCGGCAGCGCCACCCCCGGCUACGUGCGCACGACGUGCAGCGCCUCCAAGCCCUGCCCCACCGGCCAGCUGUGCAGCACCGGCUUCUGCCGGCAGGACCCCUGCACAGACCCCGGCUUCAAGGGGUGCAGCGGGGCCACCCCAAAGUGCAGCGUCACCCCCUCCUUCACGGCAGAGUGCAUUGCAGAUCCCGCAACAGCUGUUGCCACCGGAUCCAUGUCCAGCAACUGCAAGCCUGCCUGCGGCAAGGGGUACCAGUGCAGCAAGGUCGGCAGCAAGCUGCAGUGCGUCAAGCUGCAGGUGAAGAAGCGAGGGCGCCGGCUGCUGGCGGCCCCCAGCCGGCGCGAGCUGCGCCUGUAG
Messenger RNA from Chlorella variabilis, 693 nucleotides. RefSeq lists its product as hypothetical. The transcript has 3 exons. The coding region runs from base 1 to 693 and encodes 230 amino acids. The record is from RefSeq and is a predicted model, not a curated record. Lineage: Eukaryota; Viridiplantae; Chlorophyta; Trebouxiophyceae; Chlorellales; Chlorellaceae.